Syngnathoides biaculeatus (alligator pipefish) is the source of this 2891-nucleotide messenger RNA. It is a transcript of the gene anos1b, whose product is annotated as anosmin 1b. Gene Ontology annotation, biological process: neuron differentiation. Bases 1 to 2151 code for a protein of 716 amino acids. Gene Ontology annotation, molecular function: protein binding; peptidase inhibitor activity. Gene Ontology annotation, cellular component: cell surface; extracellular region. Lineage: Eukaryota; Metazoa; Chordata; Actinopteri; Syngnathiformes; Syngnathidae. The record is from RefSeq and is a predicted model, not a curated record. The transcript is spliced from 15 exons.
AUGGCAGCUCGUGGGGCCGUCUUGGUAGUCCUUUGCGUGGUCCUCGCGGUGACGCGUGGUCGCCGGAGUUCGGUGGAGCAGGAGGAUGAGGAGGAGAAGAUGAACAGCGCCAGAUGCACCUCCAGGUGUCUCACCUUGCACAUGACUCAGAUUACUGCUGCAUUCGGACACAUCCAGACGGACCAAGUUCUCGUUUGGUGUGAAAACCACAGACGCUGUGCACAGUGUCUUCAACCAUGCAAAGAGCUUUGGGAAACCAAGAAGAUGCUCUCUCUGAAGUCCUGUGAGAAGCAGACAGAGUGUGUGACUAGCAGCGACUUUCUGACAUCUGUGAGGUCAUUAAGACAGGGUGAAUGCCCUUCGCCUCAACGUGCGACAGGAUUUGCAGCCGCCUGUGUGGAAAGCUGCUCACUUGACCAACAUUGUCCUUCCCCCAGGAAAUGUUGCUUCAACGGUUGCGGACAAACGUGUCAAACACCAGCCAAUCUUUACAAAGGUGUUCCCCUGAAACCGCGCCGAGAUAUGACCUUUGUGGAGGACCCGGCGGGUCGGGUAAAAGUGAUGUGGGUGUCGAAGUUCAAUGUCAGCGUAGAGCCCGUCGUUUACGUGCUCCAGUCACGCUGGAACGCGGGCAUUCACCCCAGUGAAGAUAAUGCGUCCCCUUGGAUCACUGUUGCCAUGACCCUUACUGAGGAUGCGCUACUGUCAGAUCUGAGACCUCAACGUUGGUAUCAAUUCAGAGUGGCGGCAGUAAACAGUCAAGGCAGCAGGGGCUUCACCACACCAAGCAAGCACCACAUCUCCAGUAAAGACCCAUCACCUCCAGAAGCUCCAAUAAAUAUUCGUGUGAGCAACCAGACUCUAGUUGGGAUGACUUCACAAGCAGGAACUCACUUCACAGAAAGGUCAGGAGGAAGCGGGAUCACUGUAACUGUCCUAAUACGCUGGGACCCGCCUCAGGAGGGAGACCUGCCAGUCCACAACUACAGGGUCACCUGGAUGUCUCGACACAGGACGCCAAAACACACUCACACAGCGCAUGUAAACGCACGAGAAUUGCACAUGCGCGCCCAUCUUACACAGCCACACGCACACCAGCAGAGUAAAAAAGGAAGCAACAGCAGAGUGACUCAGGGGGUGCAGUGUGAGCUGUGGCUAGAGGAACUUCUCCCUGAUACUUCCUACUCCCUGUCUGUGCAGUCAGUAGCCUACUGGGAUCAGAAGAGACUGAAGAGCCCAAGAUCCCACAUUGUCUUUACUACACUCUCCUAUAAAGAUUUGACCAAAACAGAAGACUUCUCUAAUGAGCUCCCCUCGGCGGUUUCCUCAUCAUCCCCGUCGCUCUCCUUGUUUCCGUCCCUCUCAUCUUCCGCUCCAUCCUCUUCUGACCUCCCCCUUUCGUCUUCUCUUCCUCGCCCCGAAUCCGCUCUUGACCCUGUCAUCUCCGGUGACCUUCGCCUGGAGGUUGCCGCCCCCCAUUACCAUGGUGGUCAGCUGCAGGUCAAGGUGUUCUGGAAGCGGUCGAACCACGCCAGAAAUCGUCACCCUGGUCCAUACACGUUGCGGUGGCGUCCACAUACUUGCAGCCCUAACGUUACGGGCACUGAGGGCUCCGCAAGUGUGCAGGGUACCCAUUACACCAUCACAGGCCUACUGUUUGCAUGUAAGUACUGGGUCGCUGUGGCAGUGAAGACUGAUCCUGAGUCAGAAGCUGUUGCCUGGGUUACCACCCCAACUUGCUCUUCCAUCAGGGUCAAAGGAGGCAAAGCUUUGCCCUGCAGCAUGAAAGAGCGCCCCCCAGCACGUAGAAAGGUGAUACUGCGCCCAGAGCGUCUGACAGCAAGUUUUCAGCAAGCCAAUGGCACACUGCUGGCUGUGUUUCGCUGGAGGGUGUCCCAGCAUGCACUGGACCUGGCAGAAGUUGAUGGCUUCCAGUUCACGUGGACACUGCGGUCUGGUGGCACCUCAGCAGCAAAAGACCAGGAGGACACGCUUAUCUCUCAGACACAGACAAUUGCACGGUCUCAGCGGGCGGUGAUAGUUCCUGGUCUCCAUGGCGACAGUGUUUACCAGGUACAGCUUAAGGUUUUAACUACCAGAGACAGCAACGGUGCCGCCGUCUUCAAGACGUUUCACACCCCUGCAGUAUGAGUUCCAUGUGUUUCGAGACUCUACCACACCAUGAUUUGGUUCUUUACCAACACCUACUUCCAAAUCUUUUUUUCAAAAUGCAACUCAUUUUAAUUUAAGUAGUAAAAUGAAGUAGCAAAUGAACAUUUUCCCUCUUCUGUUGAUUGUUUGCCUCUCUUUUUAUUUUAACAUCAGACAUAAGUAAGCCAGUGUUAUUUUUUUUCUUUCUUUUUUUUUUUAAUCAAAAAUGGAUCGUGCUACAAUACUUUUCACAAGAAAUGUGAACAGUAGAUACAAGUCUACAUACAGUCUAAAGUAUGGUAUAUAGGACAUUUUUGAGCUGAAUAUUUAUGCUAAAUAUUCAAUUUAAUAAGAUACUUUGUCACUGGAGCCAAAUGACAUCUGCAAAGUGAUGUUGGACACUUGUUAUGUCUUUUAUUCCUUAGAAAUGAAGGAUCCCAAUUCUAAAAAAAAUGUUCUAGCACUGACCUUACGUACGAAUAGAAAUGUAUGUCUUUUGAUUGUGUUUAUUGCAGUUGGACUGCAAUGCUAUCUUUCAUGUCGUUCUUUUUGCUGGAAUAAACUCAAAUAUUAUGUGUCUCAGAUAUUUUUAUUUUUAAACAUUUGUACUCAGAUGUGGUCGAAUAUUUGUGUUUGAUAUAUCUUUGGUGUAUUCCGGCAGUUUUUAUGUCUCAUGACUUUUCCAAACUCUUUUUGGUGUACUUGUGGAAGAAAGAAUUAUUCUGUUUAAAUACCCUAUA